CAGCUGUUUUUCCGGCAACCGCAUUUUGUAGGGCUUUCAUAACUACUUGUUUUUGUUUGUUUUGAAUGAAAUAGCCAUGUGGAGUAGGUCACAGGGCCUCUGGAGGAGAUUGGGCCACCAGGCAACCCGGUUACUGGGCCGCCAGCUGGGUACUACGGCAGUGGUGCCGGCCCGCAUCUUUGCCGAUCGAGAGAAUCAGUUUGCCCACAACAUUCUGACGGAAUCGCUGAAGCCCUACCAGAUUCUGAGGCCACUGCAAGAGGACAGACAGCGUCCGCCAACCGAUGGCUUCCUUCAAAGUCCCAGCAGCGAUGCCAGUCCCGACGAACUCUUCGAAAACUUCCUGGGCCUGGUCCAGUACUGUGCCGGGCAGGAUCUGCAGAUAAGUGAUGCCCGCUUCGAUGGAUUCGUUCGCUGCUACUGCGAGCAGCUGCAUCGCCUGACCGACGACCAACUGCUGGGAUCCCUGCGCGCCCUGUGCGAGCUGCCGGUUCCGGAAUCGACCAAAACCCGCAACUACAUGGAGCUGUGGAACACCCUGGACAUCGAGUGCUGUCGCCGCAUCGAACGGUGGAACAGCGCUCGGCUGCUGCUGGUGAGCGAUGCCUGGUAUCGGCUCGGGCUGGUCCGGAUCGGCGAGUACGUGUGGCUGGCCCUCAAGAAGCUGGGACGCCGCCUGCGAAAGCUGCCCCCCGAGCAACUGGUGCAGGCCAUGUUCCUCUGCAACCUGCUGCGCCGUCCCGUCUUCGAGAUGUUCGACUUUGAGCUGAAUCUGGCGCGCUGCGUGGACCAGAUGACGCUGGCCGAGCUGGGCGUGAUGGCGAUGGGCUUCUUCAAGACCCAGACGCCCAUCCGGAAUCCGGAGCUCCUCUCCCAGAUAUACGAGCGCCUCGGCCAAGAACUGGACACCGUCGAGGACAUACCCCUGGUGGCCCUGCUGAAGGUUUUGCGGUACAGCAGCAAGCUGCCCCAGGUGGAGCCGCUGAAGAAGCUCCUCGCCGCCCUGGAGCCGCGCGUGGAGCACGUCUCGCUGCUGGCCUGCCUGCACAUCGCCCUCCUGGGCUGCGAGCUGCAGACCUGCAACGAUGCGCUGGUGGAGCGCAUCCUGCUGCGCUUCGAGCGCGAGUGCGAGUCGGCCCGGCUCAAGGAUCUGGAGCGUAUCUGCCUGGUGAUGGCGCUGUUCAACCUGAAAACGGAGUCGGGCGUGGAGCGCCGGCUGGCGGAACGAUUCCCGGACCUUCUGCGGCAGCGUCUGGACGAGAUUGUGCGGUAUCCCCGUUGCUUCACCAACUGCCUCCAGUUCCUCAGCAUGCGCGGCGUCUACGAUGCGGAGCUGCUGGGCGUGGCUCUGGAGCGGCGCUUCCUGCACCACGCCUACAAGAACGGCCUGCCCGGCAGGGAGUACUUCCACCUGGACGGCUUUGCCAGACUCCUGGGCCCUGGGGAGUACCAGGGCGCCCUGCUCACCGACCGCCAGUUGCAGCAAAUGGGCCGCCUGUACACGCAGUACAUCCCGAAGAGCGACGGACGCUUCAAGCUGAACGUCACGGACCGCAUUCUGUUGGAGAUCAAGGAGGCGACCUCACAGAUCCAUCGGCCCCUCACCUUCAAGCACGUCCUGCCGCACUAUGACCGCUGUGAUUUGGUUCUCUGCUACGACCGUCGUCAAGGCAGAGCCCUGCCCGUGGCGGUGAGUCCAGCCACGGAGGACUACAGUGGCGUUAUCCUCACCAGGCAGCACCUGCUGGGCGAGGGCAGGGCUGCAGAUGACCAGUUGGCCACGGUGGUGAUUGUAAUAGCCGGCUGGAACAACGUUAUUCGCGACAAGGAUCGCUUCACAGGACAAAUGGACAUGAAGGUGAAGCAGUUGAGGCAACUGGGCCAUGAUCCUGUGGUGAUCUAUUGGCAUGAGUGGCGGGAACUGGAAACGGCAGCAGACCGUCAGGACUUCCUCAAGCGUCGCCUCAGCCAGGUGGCCAGGAUAUGAGGAUGCCAUCCGGACAGCAGAACAGCAGGACAUUGGAAUGAAGAACAAACACAACUCGGGUUUAAGUCAGUCAUAAUAAUUAUCUGAACAAUUUACACAGGCACAACACUACGAGCUAGGAAUUUUCUAGUGGAAAAAAAUGGAUUAUUAAUUAUAAUAAUUUUUUUGUUAA
Drosophila bipectinata is the source of this 2159-nucleotide messenger RNA. RefSeq names its product FAST kinase domain-containing protein 5, mitochondrial. The record is from RefSeq and is a predicted model, not a curated record. Lineage: Eukaryota; Metazoa; Arthropoda; Insecta; Diptera; Drosophilidae.